Papilio machaon (common yellow swallowtail) is the source of this 829-nucleotide messenger RNA. RefSeq names its product vesicle transport protein SEC20 (gene Sec20). Gene Ontology annotation, cellular component: SNARE complex; endoplasmic reticulum. Bases 17 to 829 code for a protein of 270 amino acids. The transcript is spliced from 5 exons. The record is from RefSeq and is a predicted model, not a curated record. NCBI's taxonomy places the organism in Eukaryota, Metazoa, Arthropoda, Insecta, Lepidoptera, Papilionidae. Gene Ontology annotation, biological process: retrograde vesicle-mediated transport, Golgi to endoplasmic reticulum. Gene Ontology annotation, molecular function: SNAP receptor activity.
AACCUGUCAACUGUCAAUGUCAUUGAUUUUCGUGAGAAAAGUGGAUCGAUUGAAAAAUUGUUUACUUAUUAACAAUAUAGACCAAUUAACAAUGAAGUUACAUAUUACUCCAGAUAUUAAUAGUACGGAAACGUACCAAAAACUAUUUGCGAAACUUCAAAACCCCGAUGUUAAUUAUCAAAAUUUUGUCAAGAAUCUGGCGAAAUACCAGUUUCAAGUUAAUGCUGUUAUACAGGAUAUUUUAGGUUGCAAUUCUAUGGAUAAGUUAAAUGCCCUCAAUGAAAAAGGAAGAGCUUUACUGUCAACGCUGAGAGAAGAACUCGAUAGUUUGGAUUUGUACGGACGAGAAAGCGGUGACGAGAAGUUUAGUGUCGAAUUAGAAGCUCAAAAACAUUUAAUGGCAGGUCUGUUGAGAGAAUUUAGAGACGCAAAUGUAAACACUUUAUUUAAUAUUGAAAAAGCCCAACGAGAGGAAUUACUUAAGUCUAAAAUUGAAGGUGAAUCUAAUUUACGUAAUAGAAAAAGGCCAGGGAAGAAAGAUGGACUGUCAAUGAGUUCAGGUGUAACAGAACAGUUACUGGCCAUAAGUAGGCAAUUGGCCGACACUACACAGAGAAGUCAAGCUACACUUGACACUUUGGUGUCGUCUAGCUCUGCUGUACAUGGUACACAAUCCGAACUAGAAAAUACCGCUGGUACGAUUUCUCAAUCGAGCAAGCUGUUGAAUAAAUAUGGAAGACGAGAGUUUACUGAUAAAGUGAUAAUGUUCUUUGCAUUCUUGUUCUUUUUGGCUGUGUGUCUGUACAUUGUACAGAAAAGGUUGUUUUAA